Penicillium cosmopolitanum is the source of this 621-nucleotide messenger RNA. RefSeq names its product WD40 repeat domain-containing protein. The transcript has 3 exons. The record is from RefSeq and is a predicted model, not a curated record. Gene Ontology annotation, cellular component: nucleus; transcription repressor complex. NCBI's taxonomy places the organism in Eukaryota, Fungi, Ascomycota, Eurotiomycetes, Eurotiales, Aspergillaceae. The annotation marks the transcript as partial. Gene Ontology annotation, molecular function: protein binding. Gene Ontology annotation, biological process: negative regulation of transcription by RNA polymerase II.
GUAGAAAAUCAUUUAAACUGGAUUCGUUCAGUUGCCUCUUCGCACGAUGACCACCUUCUAGCGUCUGGAUCUGAUGACCAGACUAUUCGACUUUGGGACUUGGCAACGGGCACACUAAAGCAUACUCUCGAAAGCCCCUCAGACUUGGUCUUUUCAGUGGCUUUCUCCUCUUUUGGUAAAAUCGCUCGGCUUUGGGAUCCAGCUACAGGCGUUCUGCAGCAGACUCUUGAGAUCCAUUCAGACGGCGUUCGCUCUGUUGCUUUUUUACUUGAUAGCCAGAUACUAGCUUCUAGAUCCUUUGAUCUGCCUGUCUACUUGUGGAAUUCGCUCACGGGCGCCUUGCAGAAAGUACUGGAGUCUAGGGGAAAGCAACCGACUGACCUGGAAUAUCUCAAGAUCCAGCCCUCGCCAGACACGACAGGCCCAAAUGAACCUGAUGACAAUAUGUUCUUUAUUGAAGACCAGUGGGUAGACUUUGCAGGUGAAUACGCACUUUGGCUACCCCCUAAAUAUCGACCCGACCCCUCAACAGGGAAAGGUAAUAGGCUUGCUUGGGGACACGCACCAGUGAGGGUCUCAAUCAUCGAAUUCUUACCUAGGACUGAAGGAAAUGAACAAUAG